Molecule: messenger RNA, 759 nt
Organism: Suillus plorans
Lineage: Eukaryota; Fungi; Basidiomycota; Agaricomycetes; Boletales; Suillaceae
Exons: 9
Coding region: 1-759 (252 amino acids)
Source: RefSeq, a predicted model, not a curated record
AUGUUUGUCGUACUGGGAAAGGAGAUGCGGUUGGAGAGGGAGGUGAAUUGCAAAGUGGUGCGGGAACGUUUUAGAAGCUGGACAGUAGCCAGACAUCCUGCAGGAGCAUACAACGAUCCUGGAUCCGGCACGAUGAUUGGAGGCGUGUUUGACGAGUUUGAUGUAGCGCGCGGACCAAAGGGAGUGGCUUGGGACCAGGACAAUUUGAAGCGCUUGGAGGACCAUAGGGCUACAGACAGAUUGGCUGUAUACUCCAAAGGUGGUAUCAAUCUGAAAUCGGGAAUUCAAAGGCUUCGGAAUUGCCCUCGCAUUCAUGAUAUACAGCUGGCAGGGCCCAGGCUAAGCAUUCCCCGCAUCGGGUCUCGAUCUCAAGCAAAAACUCUCACUCUUUUCUUUUCCAAACUGUUCACCAGCAUCAAACCGAUCGAUCCCUGGACGAUAUCGCCAUUGGUCAUAGAACCUGUCGCAAAGAGCGAAGGAUGGGUGAUGCUAGGGGAGAGAUCGAUCCGGUGGUUGUUUGUUAGGCUCGGAGGAGGAUCACCGAGUUGGACGUCACAUGUUGCAGUCAACAUGCCAGAUGAUAUUAGGAUUUUGGAUGAGAUGAUAGAGACGCUAGUGAUUGAUAUGCUUGCUAUCAUCUUCCCCCUCGAUGCAGUGUUCACUCGACUGCUAGGCAGGGAAAAGGAGGAUAGGAUAUGUGCAGUAAAAUCUAUUGUUUGUGUUCCUGUUCACAGGAAGGGUCAGAGAGACGGGAUGUGA